Molecule: messenger RNA, 1602 nt
Organism: Culicoides brevitarsis
Lineage: Eukaryota; Metazoa; Arthropoda; Insecta; Diptera; Ceratopogonidae
Product: SET domain-containing protein SmydA-8-like
Exons: 4
Coding region: 18-1559 (513 amino acids)
Source: RefSeq, a predicted model, not a curated record
AAAAAGGAAAUAAAAAAAUGUCCACAAAAAAAGUGAAUAUCAAUGAAAACACGAUUCUCGGAAGACAUUUAGUGGCAACGAGUGAAAUUCGCGCCGGCGAACUCAUUUUAUCCGAGAAGCCUGUUUGUGUGGGACCAAAAUGGGGAACGAAGCCUUGUUGCAUCAAUUGUUAUCGAAAGUACAGCAAAACGUGCGGCAGCUGCAAUUUAGCUCCGUUGUGUCAAAGUUGCGAGCAACACGAUGCCUCGGAAUGCGAAUUGUACAAAUCCGCAAAAUGGGAUAAGGAAUUUAUCAUUCAGAAUUUCGAUAUUGUCACUCCGAUUCGUGUCUUGAUGCUCAGCAACUCCGACAAAGACUUAUUCGAGGAAAUCAUGAAGAUGGAAAGUCGUUUAAUCGCUCGUCGUGGCACAAAUAUUUGGAAAUUGCAUGAAAAAUACGUCGUUUUGCCGAUAAUUUCCUCCAACUUGACGAAACUUUUCCCAAACGUGAAGCCUCUUGACGCCGAAUUAAUUCAAAAAAUCUGCGCCAUUUUAGACAUCAACGCGAUUGAAGUUCGAGGCGCUCGAGAAAUUCUUCCCGACAAAGCUGGAAAGGACCCGAGCUUCAUUUUACGCGGACUUUAUCGACAUCCAGCGCUUUUGGUGCAUAAUUGUCUCGCAAAUGCCUUCAUGACAAUCGAUGCGGACUUCAAUGUGAAACUUUACGCUGGACAAGACGUCAAACACGGCGAUAUUGUGUCAUACAAUUAUGCUCAAGUCUUGCUCGGGACGAAAGAAAGACGAAGUCAACUCGAGAAAUCGAAAAAUUUCAUCUGUAAUUGUCGACGAUGCAUGGAUCCGCAGGAGUUGGGAACGUUUAUUGGGUCAGUUCAGUGCCCCGCAUGUCGACAAGGACUUUGUUCGUUCAUGGAAGCUCGAUUGUGGCUUUGUGAGAAAUGUAACGAGACGAUCGACACAAAAAAGGUCGAAACGCUCAUCGAUGAGGCGAAAAAAUCGUUAUCCGCAUUGAAUGAAGACAUUUUUGAAGUUCAACAAUGGAUUGAUAAGUACUCGACGUUGCUGAAUCCGAAGCAUUGGAUUGUUUUAGAUGCGAAACAAAUUCUCGCAGGCCUUCUGAAGAUACAAUGCGGCACAGAUAAGGGAGCUUCGAUGAAGUUGUUGAAGAAAAAGUUGGAUUUGUACGAAGAACUUGUGCCGAUUAUCAAAACUUUGAGACCUGGAUUGAGUAAAAUGUUGGGCAUCGCAUUAUACGAACACCAACUCUCUUUAACGCAAGUCGCUCAAAAAAGUUUCGACGCCGGAAGCAUUUCUGAGGAACUUUUACUUGAACAUCUCAUCCGAGCAGAGACAAUUUUGAAAGAUUCAAUCAGCAAUUUAGUCUUCGAACACAAAACCACGCCUGAAGGUCAGCUAUGCAAACACGCAUUGGUCAAUUUGAAGGAUUUACGAGGCUUAAUGGAACUCGUCAAAGGCAUGGUAUCGAAAAAACAGGAAAUUUCGAUCCAAAAAACGGUUCAAGUGAGAGCAAAGGGCAAAAAAUCCAAAGGAAACAAGAAAUAAUUCAAGAAAAAUUCAAUAAAAAACAGUUUUUUCAUAAUUCACG